AUGACCAUGAAUGGCUCUGCCACAACCACCGAGGCCGCUGUAGCCAUCCGAGAACAUCAUCCUAUACACGAUGUCCUAGAAAUACCAAUGGGUCUUACACAACAAGACAUCAUUCAGAUCACUCUUACUGGACCAGGUCUCAUCCUCACCAUCCUAGGUAUCAUCAUCAGCAUCAACCUUUUCCAGCCAUCCCUAACCUGCACCCUCAUCGCUUUGGCACCGAUACCAUGGAUCAUCUACAACGAUUACCACAACUUCAUAUCCUUAGGUCCAGGAGGAACUCCCUCUACUCUACUUGGAUACGUCAAAAUCACCUAUCUCCGCAUCUUUGCUCUUUCCGACCCUUACAGCCCGCCAAAUGCCUCUGAUGAUACAAAUCCCACGAUCGGCUACAUUCAACGCGCUCGUCCUCACCUUCCCAGCCGCAAUGGUCCACGUCCCAAAGUCGCCGGUAUCGCUCCUCAGAGACAAAUAAGCCAAUAUGGUUCUCGAGCCAUGUACCGACUUCUCCGCACCAGCCUCAACAAUCUCGCACAUCGUCACUCCGACAAAUUGAAGACAGACGUAUCAUGUUUUGAAAAGAAAGGACUUGCACUCUUCGCUCUCGAUCCCAUCAACGCCACCUGCAAGGGAGAAAUCUGUCAUGUGCAUCAUAGCGACAAUAGUUUCCACAUGAACCUUCACCCCCACGAUGCCAAAGUUAUCCUGGAAAAGGGUUGGGGAGAAAGACAUCCGAUGGCUGGUGCUUCGACACCAAAAGCCAUUUCGAAUUUCCUGUCUUAUCUUCCAAAAUCUAUAUCUGCGUGGUUGUCACCAAGAGUUGUCCCCGAUCAAUUCGUUCUGAUAUAUGCACCGAGGAAUAGAGAGGAGCUACAAGUUGUAUGCCACAUCAUCGAGGCGGCUACUUUUUGGGUCAGUGGCGAGCAACUAACGCUUCCUAUUGAGAGUGUCCCGUUGGGCGAGGAACCUGUAGGUGCUUAA
Sclerotinia sclerotiorum 1980 UF-70 is the source of this 981-nucleotide messenger RNA. RefSeq lists its product as hypothetical. NCBI's taxonomy places the organism in Eukaryota, Fungi, Ascomycota, Leotiomycetes, Helotiales, Sclerotiniaceae. The record is from RefSeq and is a predicted model, not a curated record. The transcript has 2 exons. Bases 1 to 981 code for a protein of 326 amino acids.